This is a messenger RNA of Dibothriocephalus latus, 438 nucleotides long. The record is from the annotation of a GenBank genome assembly. Lineage: Eukaryota; Metazoa; Platyhelminthes; Cestoda; Diphyllobothriidea; Diphyllobothriidae.
AUGAAUGUAGUGGAAUGCGGCGGCGGUGGGGCCUCGGGAGUUUGUCCACCGGCACUGGAGGUCGCCGUUGUAGAUGGCAUGGUGACUACUGGCGAAAAGAAUGCGCUGCAUCGGAGCCCGACGACGGGAGAUCUGUUACCUUGCCACGUUUUUGAAAAAGAGGAGAACUUUUCCGCCAGUAACCUCGUCGACUAUGACUUUGAGUCUACCGAUCACCCGCAGUCUAUCGAUACAUGCUCUCUUACGCCAAUGGAACCCAACAGUUCAAGAUCAAAACGCAUCCGCACAAGUUUUACGCCCCAACAGUUGGCCAUUCUGCAGGCCAGUUUUGAGAAAGAAGCCAAUCCUGACGGACAGGAGCUGGAGCGCAUUGCGCACACUGCAUGUCUCAAGCAGAAUGGACUACCAGAGCAACAGCGUCUAGUGUACGACGCCUAG